This is a messenger RNA of Blepharisma stoltei, 1591 nucleotides long. NCBI's taxonomy places the organism in Eukaryota, Ciliophora, Heterotrichea, Heterotrichida, Blepharismidae. The record is from the annotation of a GenBank genome assembly.
AUGAUGAAUAUUGAUAUUGAAGAUCAACUUUCGGCUCUCCAUUGAAUUAAAGAAGAAGGAAUUACUAUGAAUAGCAACCAACUGUACUCAAGUUCUGGAAGAAAUUCACGUGAGUUUGAUUCUUCAUGAAGGCCGAUAGACUUUUUCAAGAUCUAUUUUGAUAAUGAAGUCUUGGGAGAAAUACUGACUAAUUCAUGAAGAUAUUACACUAAGAAGCUAUCAGAAAAGCAGAAACAAAAAAAAUUGAAUAACCCUGAAAUUGAUAUAUUGAAUGAAAAGCUCUCACAGCUGAUCAUUGAAGAAGCAAAAGAAGAUGAGAAAGAACCAAAAGCUCCUGAAAUAAUAAGUUCAAAGAAAAUCAAAGAAAUAGAUAUGAUUGAAUUAGAAGCAUACAUUGGGGUGAUAAUUACGAUGGGAAUUGAUAGGAAACCAAAUUAUCAUAUGCAUUGGAAUACUCAUGGAUUAUGAGAGAGUAGUCUUAUAUCAAAGGCCUUAGGACUUAAAAGAUUUAUAAAUAUUGGAAGCAUUUUUCAUCUUUCUGAUCCUUUCUACUCAUCAAACUCACAAGAUAAACUAGAAAAAUUGAAUCCACUAAUGAGUCAAAUCGAAGCAAAAUCUCAACAAUAUUAUCUUCUAGGGCAAAGCAUAGCAAUUGACGAAUCUAUGAUUGCGUUCAAAGGAAGAAAUUCCAUGAAGCAGUAUCUACCAAUGAAACCAACUAAAUGAGGAUUCAAAAAUUUUGUCUUACUCCCCCCCCCAUCCUUGAUCGAACGAUUGACUGUAAAAAUUCCUAAAAAUUGGGGAAAUUAACCCCCAUCCUUGAUCGAACGAUUUUCUUAUCAUGCAAAUUUUUAUAUAUAUAUAAAAAUAUAUUAUUUAUCAAAAGCUUGGGAAGAUGUGCAUAAUGAAGUUGUUUUCAGAGGCUUUGAGACGACAGAAAGCUGCGGAAUCAACCAUUCGAAGUGAUUUAGUCAUUAACAUAUGCUUAAAAACUCAAUAAUCUAAUAAAAUACAGAUUUUUUAAAAUUUAAAAAAAAUAAAUUAAUUUAAUAAGGAACAAAUUAAAAUUUAUACAGUUUAAAGGGGUAACUAAUAAAUUAAAAUAUUAAAAAUUGGUAUUUUAUGAAAUUAAUUCAAUUUUUUGCUUUAAAAAUAAUAAUUAAAUACUCUUAACCCUCUUAUUUAAAAGUAAUAAAAAAAUAUAUUUUUUUAUUUUAUAUAUAAAUUUUUUUCCCGAAAAUUUUUUUUUAACCCCCAUCCUUGAUCGAAUGAUGGCGAGUCGUUCGAUAAGGAUGGGGGGGAGUUAGCAGAUUCAAGCAACGGCUAUGUUUAUAGAUUCAUUAUUUACCCUGGAAAAAACGAAUCUUCUGAAUUCUCUCCUGAAAACGUUUGCUUGAGGCUUUUGCAAGGACUAGAAAAUCAAAAUUUUCAUCUUUAUAUUGAUAAUUGAUAUAAUUCAAUACCAUUGUUAUUGAAAUUGAAAGAAUUUGGAAUUGAAUGCACUGGCACAAUAAAACAAAAUCGAAAAUAUCUUCCGAAGGACUUCAAACAGAUUAUUGCAGGAAUAAAUCAAAGCAAUAUUUGUUUAUAA